This is a messenger RNA of Equus quagga, 2150 nucleotides long. It is a transcript of the gene DUSP13B, whose product is annotated as dual specificity phosphatase 13. The record is from RefSeq and is a predicted model, not a curated record. NCBI's taxonomy places the organism in Eukaryota, Metazoa, Chordata, Mammalia, Perissodactyla, Equidae. Gene Ontology annotation, cellular component: cytoplasm. The coding region runs from base 40 to 1461 and encodes 473 amino acids. Gene Ontology annotation, biological process: negative regulation of MAPK cascade; protein dephosphorylation. The transcript has 8 exons. Gene Ontology annotation, molecular function: protein tyrosine/serine/threonine phosphatase activity; MAP kinase phosphatase activity.
GGAGUGACCGCAGUGACAGAGGGGUGGGUGGGCUGGCUCAUGGCUGAGGCCUUUCUCCCAGAGCUGAGGGGAGAUGCCGAAGCCACGCCUUGCCCCAGUGUCCUGGAACUGGAGGAGCUCCUGAGGGCAGGCAAGGUUUCUUGCAGCCAUGUGGACGAAGUUUGGCCCAACCUUUACAUAGGAGAUGCGACCACGGCAAAUAACCGCUUUGAGCUAUGGAAGCUGGGCAUCACCCACGUGCUGAAUGCCGCUCAUGGGGGCCUCUACUGCCAGGGCGGCCCUGACUUCUACGGCAGCAGUGUGACCUACCUGGGGGUGCCAGCCCCUGAUCUCCCUGAUUUCGACAUCAGUGCCUACUUCUCCUCCACAGCUGACUUCAUUCACCGUGCCCUCAGCACACCUGGGGGUAGGAGUUGGGGUCUGAACCCUUAUUCCAGCCUGCUCAGUCAUGGGGGGGAUGUCUGGUUUCCCCUCAAACAUCAGUGUGAGCCGCUCUGCCACACUGGUCCUGGCCUACCUCAUGCUGCGCCAGCACCUGUCCCUGCGGCAGGCAGUGAUCACCGUGAGGCAGCGCCGAUGGAUCUUUCCCAACCGAGGCUUCCUCCGCCAGCUCUGCCAGCUGGACCAGAAGCUGCGGGGUGCAGGCCAGAGCUGAGGGGCCAGAGCUGGUCCCUAUACCCUGCCACAGGGUUCUGCCAUUUUGCUACCCUGGCACUGGCACUGCUGGUGCUGCUGCAGGCUCUGGCCCAGGUGGAUACCCAGAAGAUGAAACAGCAUCAAGUGUGCGGAGACAGGCGGCUGGAAGCCGGCAGCACAAAGUGCCCGUCAGAGAAGACUACAGCCUGGGCCAGAUACCCCUACAGGAUGGACUCACUGCAGAAGCAGGACCUCCGGAGGCCCAAGAUCCACGGAGCAGUCCGGGUGCCUCCAUAUCAGCCACCCACGCUGGCCUCGCUGCAGCGCUUGCUAUGGGUCCAUCGGGCCGCCACGCUGAGCCACAUCAAUGAAGUCUGGCCCAAUCUCUUCCUGGGAGAUGCGUAUGCAGCCCGGGACAAGAACAAGCUGACCCAGCUGGGCAUCACCCAUGUCGUGAAUGUCGCUGCAGGCAAGUUUCAAGUGGAUACAGGUGCCAAGUUCUACCAUGGAAUGCCCUUGGAGUACUAUGGCAUUGAAGCCGAUGACAACCCCUUCUUUGACCUCAGUGUCUACUUUCUGCCUGUUGCUCGAUACAUCCGAACUGCCCUCAAUAUUCCCCAAGGCCGUGUGCUGGUACACUGCGCCAUGGGGGUAAGCCGCUCUGCCACAGUUGUCCUGGCCUUCCUCAUGAUCUACGAGAACAUGAUGCUGGUGGAGGCCAUCCAGACGGUUCAGGCUCACCGUGAUAUCUGCCCCAACUCGGGCUUUCUCCAGCAGCUCCAGGUUCUGGACAACCGACUGGGGCGGGAGACGGGGCGACUCUGACCUGGUGGGCAGCCAGGAGCCCUAACUCUCUGUCCAGCAUGGCCUGACCCAACCAGCCUGGCCCUGGGGAUAGCAGCCUCUGCUGUUUCCAGCGACCUUGAGAUGUAAAUAGCAAGUGGGGGCUUAGCUGAGGCAGAGGCAGGGAGAGCCAGGUGGUGACCUUUAGCAGGUGGAUUUCCCUGACCCAGUCUAGAGAUUCUUUAUGCAAAAGAGAGUUCAGUCUGUCUCUAUAAUAAAAGGUUCAUCAUAAUAAAGACAGGAGAUCUUCUGGUGGUUUGUGGGGCGGUAGCUUACUCCCAGGAUGGCCAGGAGGAUCCAGAAGGCUUGCCAACUCUGCUUUAGCAUGAUGGCAGCCUAGAGGAGUGUGAGUCCAUUGUCUGAAUAAAGACCAAAGUUCAAUGUGUCACCACCUUCUCCAUGCCCUCCCUAUCAAAAACCGACUAUCAAAACUCGCUGUGCGCAAAUAGCAUCUCUUGAAUCCAUUCAGUCUUUUCAUUUAUACUCUACUUUCAAGAGGACUGACUAAAAUUACAGACACCUAAAAAAUACAGGCAUUAAACAAGAGGAUAGAGACUGGGGAGGAGACACUCCAGAAAGCUUAGGUGAAGGGUGGUUAUAAGAUGGAGCAAAACAUUUAGCUCUAAGUUACUUAGUUCUUGUACCCUAAUAAAAUGAAACAAAAUAAAAAG